Messenger RNA from Cucumis sativus (cucumber), 3023 nucleotides. RefSeq names its product receptor protein kinase-like protein ZAR1. NCBI's taxonomy places the organism in Eukaryota, Viridiplantae, Streptophyta, Magnoliopsida, Cucurbitales, Cucurbitaceae. Gene Ontology annotation, biological process: protein phosphorylation. The record is from RefSeq and is a predicted model, not a curated record. Bases 876 to 2813 code for a protein of 645 amino acids. Gene Ontology annotation, molecular function: ATP binding; protein binding; protein kinase activity. The transcript has 2 exons.
AAAUUAUUUAAGUAAGUUAACUAAUUACAAGUUAGUAAGUUUAUUUGUAACUUUACAAGGACUACAUCUGAGCAUAGUUACUGUGUUUUACUUGUACAUUACAUUAAAUUGGUUCUUGUUUUUAGUAUUUGGAUGUUCAUUAGUUAGUUUGAAUUGAGGUCACGUUUAUCCAUCUGUAACCAAAAUUGGUAUAAUUAUAAUAAGAUUUUAUCGAUAGAAUUAUCCCGAUGGUCUCUAUUGUAAACAUAAUCAAUCGGAUUGCUUUUGAUCAUUUUUACUUAACGUUAGUUUUUGCUUUGUCUUAAAUGGAAGCUAUUUUCCAAAUGAAAUCACCAUUGACAGAUUGAGAUCUCAAAUAGACAUGGCCCGAGUUAAAAGAGGUGUUGAGAGAUCCAAUACAAUUAUAUUUUGUGUUUGAUUCCUUUACAAAAGAGAGAAGGAAAUAAGAAAUAAACAAAGAACGACCAACAAAUACAUGUAAUAGUAACAUAUCUUGACUUUGCAGCAUAUCCGUCCACACCAAUCCCGCCGUACUUCUCUUCAUUCAGAACUAUGCACGAUUUCCACGAAUGGUGGAAUCAAAACAAACCAACAUUUGUCCAUUUCUUACAACAUUUUCCACUACAAACAAAAUCUAAGCCAAACUUUUCCAGCCAAAAACCUUCAACAAUCAGCUCAGCAAGAAUCUCCUCCAAUUACGCCGAAACCAGUCCAAAUGGACCACCUUAAAAUUUACAAAUCCCAGCAGCCUUCUUUCUUGUUUUCUUUCCCAAGUGUCAAACUUACUGGUCACGAUCAGGAACCUUCUGGCUUUCCAUUUUGAUGCUUAUUUCAAGGAAAACACUCUUUCAGAUUGUAACAUAACUCUAAACAAUAUGGAUCUACUGGAGAUUUGGUUAGUUUUCAUUGUGAGCAACUAUUUCUCGCUUGCCUCUUCUCUGAACGAAGAGGGAUUAGCUCUGCUUUCAUUCAAAAGCUCAACUUUUGAUUCUCAAGGGUUCCUCCAAAACUGGAACUUGUCUGAUGCAACGCCGUGUUCAUGGAAUGGAAUCACUUGUGCAGAACAAAGAGUUGUCUCUCUCAGUAUUGUAGACAAGAAACUCUCUGGUACUCUCCAUCCUGCACUCGGGAAACUUGGGUCACUCCACCAUUUGAGCCUUCAGAACAACAAUCUUUUCGGAAGCUUCCCAACUGAACUCUACAACCUGGUAGAGUUACAAAGCUUGGACCUCUCACAAAAUCUCUUUAAUGUUUCUAUUCCAGAUGGGUUUGGUUCCCACUUGACAUCUCUUCAGAAUCUCAAUCUUUCCUUCAAUGUGAUCCACGGUCCGAUCCCUGCUGACUUUGGCAACUUGACCAACUUGCAAGGUACUCUUGAUUUGUCUCACAAUGUCUUUACAGGCCCAAUCCCAGUGAGCCUACGCAGCCUCCCUACAACCCUUUAUAUUGAUCUCAGUUACAAUAAUCUCAGCGGCUCAAUUCCACCACAAGAAGCUUUCCAGAACCUUGGACCAACAGCUUAUGUUGGGAAUUCGUUUCUCUGUGGACUUCCCCUUAAUGUUUCAUGUUCAUUCGUAAUGCCACUGCCAAACCACGACUCAUGGUUCCAUUGCCCAUCACAUGGAAAAGGUGGAAAAGCUUGUUCCAUAAUCACAGGCUCGGCUAGUAUCAUAGUUGGUUUCUGCUUGGUUAUCCUAGUAGUAUUUUGGUGCAAGAGAGCUUAUCCGGCUAAAGGUAGUGAAAAUCUAAAUGGCUCCUGUAACUUUCGGCAGGUAUUGAUGCUUAAAACAGAGUUUUCUUGCUUCGCAAAACAUGAAGCUGAGCCCCUACAAGAAAACAUGGAUAACUAUAACUUUGUACUACUUGAUCGGCAAGUCGACUUUGAUCUUGAGCAACUUUUGAAAUCCUCAGCUUAUCUUCUAGGCAAGAAUGGGAAUGGGAUUGUGUAUAAAGUGGUUCUAGAGAAGGGACUAAAGCUUGCAGUAAGAAGGUUGGAAGAUGGAGCAUAUGAAAGAUUUAAAGAGUUUCAAACUGAAGUUGAAGCAAUAGGGAAAGUGAGGCACCCCAAUAUUGUAGCUCUUUUAGCUUAUUGCUGGUCUGAUGAAGAGAAGCUGCUCAUUCAUGAGUAUAUACCUCAGGGAGACCUAGCCACUGCAAUUCAUGGAAAAGCAGAAAUUUCCUACUUCAAACCACUUUCUUGGACUGAUCGUGUGAAAAUCAUGAAAGGAAUAGCAAAGGGAUUGACAUAUCUUCACGAAUUCAGCCCAAGAAAAUACGUCCACGGCGAUUUGAAACCAACCAACAUUCUCCUAGGCAACAACAUGGAACCCUACAUCGCAGAUUUCGGACUCGGACGACUAGCAAAUGCCGCCGGAGAUUUCACCUGCCCACCAUCGGAACAAACCACCACGGCAACGCCGCGGCGGUCUCCAUUCCGAUCAAAUUCCAUGUGCUCCUCUCUGUCGAUAGGGUCGUAUUAUCAAGCCCCAGAAGCGUUGAAGGCGGGAAAACCAUCGCAGAAGUGGGAUGUUUACUCGUUGGGGGUGAUAUUACUAGAAAUUAUAACGGGAAAGUUUCCGGUGAUUCAAUGGGGUUCAUCGGAGAUGGAACUGGUAGAAUGGGUGGAGCUUGGAAUGGAUGAAGGGAAAAGGGUAUUGUGUGUGAUGGAUCCAUCGAUGUGUGGGGAAGUGGAGAAGGAAGAAGCUGCGGCGGCCAUUGAAAUAGCUGUUGCUUGCACUCGGAAGAACCCUGAGAAGAGACCUUGUAUGAGAAUUGUCUCUGAAUGUUUGGAAAAAUUGGGAACUUCAUCGUAAUUGAACCGUAAUUGCAAAAUGUGAAGAUGAAGAACGUCUCAUGCAUCACCGCCGAAGAACAUGAAUGAAUCUCUGUGUCUCCUACGAUAUUGGGAAUCUAACCUUUAUUUUUUAGAUUAGAUUUCAAAAGUUCAAAUAAUAAACACAUAUAAAUUGUAAUCUAAUAAUAAACAUAUUUAUAUUUAUGAAAAUUGUAUAAGAUUACGAAAA